Messenger RNA from Drosophila persimilis, 788 nucleotides. Its product is annotated as beta-1,4-mannosyltransferase egh. Gene Ontology annotation, cellular component: cytoplasm. The record is from RefSeq and is a predicted model, not a curated record. The transcript is spliced from 2 exons. Gene Ontology annotation, molecular function: beta-1,4-mannosyltransferase activity. Bases 29 to 679 code for a protein of 216 amino acids. NCBI's taxonomy places the organism in Eukaryota, Metazoa, Arthropoda, Insecta, Diptera, Drosophilidae.
GACGCUUGUAUUUUUCCCGGCCGAUGACAUGGGCAAGUUACGGCUGCAGUUUAAGCUCUUCCACAAGCCCCUCUUCAGCUGGAAGGGCAGCUAUGUGGUCACCCAGGUCGGUGCCGAGCGAUCCGUCUCCUUUGACAACGGCAUCGAUGGCUCGGUGGCCGAGGACUGUUUCUUUGCCAUGCGCGCCUUCAGCCAGGGCUAUACGUUCAACUUCAUUGAGGGUGAAAUGUACGAGAAGUCGCCGUUCACGCUGCUUGAUUUCCUGCAGCAACGCAAGCGCUGGCUCCAGGGCAUCCUGCUGGUGGUCCACUCCAAGAUGAUACCCUUUCGGCACAAGCUGCUGCUGGGCAUCAGUGUUUACUCGUGGGUCACCAUGCCGCUCUCCACAUCGAACAUUAUCUUUGCCGGCCUCUAUCCGAUACCCUGUCCCAAUCUGGUGGACUUUGUGUGCGCCUUCAUUGCGGCCAUUAACAUCUAUAUGUAUGUGUUUGGGGUGAUCAAAUCCUUUUCGCUGUACCGCUUCGGACUGUUUCGGUUUCUGGCCUGUGUGCUAGGCGCCGUCUGUACGAUUCCCGUCAAUGUCGUUAUCGAGAAUGUGGCCGUCAUUUGGGGAUUGGUGGGCAAGAAGCACAAGUUCUAUGUCGUUCAGAAGGAUGUCCGUGCGCUGGAGACGGUUUAAGGGGCCGUGGCAAACCAAAUGAAACAAAGAUAUCGCACAAUGGCCAGGAUAUAUGCAUGCACACAUACACACUAUCUGAAUUCUGAUUUGUUUGUAAUUUCUAGGCCUA